Fundulus heteroclitus (mummichog) is the source of this 1841-nucleotide messenger RNA. RefSeq names its product serine/threonine-protein kinase NIM1. Gene Ontology annotation, molecular function: ATP binding; tau-protein kinase activity; protein serine/threonine kinase activity. Gene Ontology annotation, cellular component: cytoplasm. Gene Ontology annotation, biological process: intracellular signal transduction; microtubule cytoskeleton organization; protein phosphorylation. The coding region runs from base 315 to 1682 and encodes 455 amino acids. NCBI's taxonomy places the organism in Eukaryota, Metazoa, Chordata, Actinopteri, Cyprinodontiformes, Fundulidae. The record is from RefSeq and is a predicted model, not a curated record. The transcript has 4 exons.
GCAUGGGAGGAGGCCAACUUCGGAGGGGAUUAUAAAGCAUUAUGUAGUAGUUCUGGAUUAUAAACCAUGAGACAACAUUGCUGCAUACAGAGCUUACGAAAAGGUGCCGGUGCACAAAACGUGUUCUCUGGAAGGGUGGCUGACUUUUCAAGGAACAUUUUCCUAAAGAUUUUGUUUUCGAUGCGUGCACCGCAUUUUUCCAGUCAACAUUUCAUUUCAAGUUUUUGGUUAGUGAGACUCAUUUUUUUGUACUUCUGCCGCACUGUAUUUACUUAAAUUGAGGAUAGCCGCGUGCACCCAUCUGGAUCGCAAUCAUGUAUUUGAAGAACAGAAACAAUACAAUCAACACAGAGAAGACCAAGAAGAACAUAAAAGGGAAAACAUGCUCUUAUUUGAGGUCAAAACCACACUAUGACGAAAAUGUGGCUUUGACACUGAAAGAGAACAGCAAAGUGGAGAGAAACAAAAAGGUGACUGAGGAUGAGGAGUUGCUGCAGAGGACAGCCUUCGGAAAGGCCUUGUACAAUCUGACCCAUUCAGAGAGGGUGAUGGAUGAUCUGACAUUUGGGCGACGGGUGGGAUUUUACGAACUGAAGGGAGAAAUCGGCUCUGGAAACUUUUCCCAGGUCAGGCUGGGAAUGCAUGACCUCACCAAAGAGAGAGUGGCAGUGAAAGUCCUGGAUAAGGAGCGUCUCAGCAAACACGCCCAAGGCCUCUUCGCCUCCGAGAUCACCUGCAUGGAGAGGCUCUCCCAUCCAAAUAUAGUGCGCCUGUACGAGGUGGUGGAAACGUCCAAACGCCUUUACCUGAUGAUGGAGUACGCCAGUGGGGGGGAGCUGUUCACCAGGAUCACCACCAGGGGGCGCCUGUCGGACCUUGAGAGCAAGCUUGUGUUUUCCCAGGUUCUCUCAGCAGUCAAGCACAUGCAUGAUAAUAACAUUGUUCACAGAGACCUAAAGGCUGAGAACGUGUUCUACACCCACACCUACUGCAUUAAAGUGGGGGAUUUCGGCUUUAGCACGUGUUGCUACUCCGGUGACACGCUUCACACUUUCUGUGGAUCUCCACCCUACGCCGCUCCUGAGCUUUUCAAAGAGAAAGGCUACAAUGGACACUAUGCCGACAACUGGGCGCUGGGUAUUUUGCUCUACUUUAUGGUGACCGCCACAAUGCCUUUUAAAGCGGCCACCACCAACAGGCUGAAGAUGUGCAUCCUGCAGGGCUCCUAUGCCAUUCCCUCAUACGUCUCCCAGUCCUGCCAGGAGAUCAUAAAGGGCCUCCUGAGGCCGGUUCCCGUCGACCGCCUCACCUUGCCGCAGAUUAUGAAGAGCGGCUGGAUGACGGGCAUUGAGUACCCUCAAGCCUACCCGCCUUCCAGAGCUACUCCGUCACACCUGGUCGAGCCUAACCACCAACUCACCUCGGAGGAGCUGUGCGUCAAAGUGGCCCUGGAGGAUCUUGGCAUCAGCGCGGUCCAUCUGCACAACAAGAGUCUCGACUUGAGAAACCCCCUCACCGGGGCUUAUCGGAUCAUGCUGCAUCGAAUCCAGAAGAGGAUAUCGAUAGAGGCUGCGGGUUACAGCAGGACAUGCACGAGUGACUCCCUGCACAGGCUGCGAUGGAAAGCUGGCUCAGAGAGCCUUCUGUACAAGCGCCACUCUGUGGUCUGUGCUGUCAUGUAGCUUAGUCUCUCUUUCUGAAGAGCUACCUGUGUGGAAGACAUGCUCGUUCGUGCUUCCAGCCUGAGAUGUAGGGGAUGGCCCCAACUCGUAUUUUUUUUUCUAGGAAUGUGAAUCACCUCUUAGGCACACUUACUGUAACUCCAUCCUGUUUCCCCCCCC